Messenger RNA from Sitodiplosis mosellana (orange wheat blossom midge), 2339 nucleotides. RefSeq names its product beta-alanine transporter. Lineage: Eukaryota; Metazoa; Arthropoda; Insecta; Diptera; Cecidomyiidae. Gene Ontology annotation, molecular function: transmembrane transporter activity. The record is from RefSeq and is a predicted model, not a curated record. Gene Ontology annotation, cellular component: membrane. The coding region runs from base 497 to 2233 and encodes 578 amino acids. The transcript is spliced from 6 exons. Gene Ontology annotation, biological process: transmembrane transport.
CACUAACAGCAGAGCGUACAAAACGGAAGAAUUUGUUUCCAUAGUGCAUAAUUUUAUCAAAGAUUUUAAUUGAAUAAUCAAAAAAGCCCCAUGUAAUAAUCAAUUUACAGUGGCAAGACAAUGCGAAUCAUUAGCGUGCAAAUUCAAAGCCAUACACACACACACACAUCCACUGCAUAUUGCACUCGCGCGCUCAUUCAAACGGCGAAUUAUGCGAUAAGUCCAUGGAUAAAACUGCAGUUCGAAUGAUGCAGUCUCAUUUCCCGGGUGAUGCAUUCACGUGAUGGUUUUUGGAGUUUCACGGUUUUGUGAAAUUGGUCCAUUGUUCAGUCGAUUCGGUGCCGUUGUGUGUUGAGUUUCGUUUAAUUUGGAAUCAUGGUGUGAUUUGUUGCAGCAUUUUUUGAUAAGUCGAUUUGAUUUUUUUUUCAGAAUUGUGCGAGAAAAAUAGAAUUGUCUACGUGUUUUGUGUUCCCAGUUUUUCACACAGUCUUUGACAAUGGAUUUCGAUAAAGUGUUGGAAGAUGUCGGCUCAUUUGGAAUGUAUCAAAAAUUAGUUAUAGCCGUGCUUAUGCCGGCCGUGUUACCAUGUGCAUUCCAUGCCUACAGUCAGCUAUUCAUCGCAUCAACACCGAGUCAUUGGUGUCGAAUUCCAGAACUUGAUCCAUGGUAUACGGAUGUACCAGAACUAUUAAAAUCACUCAGUAUACCAUUGGUGUAUCAUGAUGGGCAAACGAUUUAUUCACAAUGCGAAAUGUACUCACGGAAUUACACGGAAAUCGUUUUGAUGCUUCACACCAUGGACACGCAAAAAUUGAGAAACAAAACCGAAUUGUAUUUAGAUCCGAUCAACUCGACAACUCGGAAUUAUGAUAGUAUUAAGUGCAAAGAUGGCUGGAUCUAUAAUAGAACCAUGUUUCCAAAUACAGUUGUUAUGGAGUGGGAUCUUGUAUGCGACAAAAGUUUCUAUCCAGCAUUGGCACUGGUGGUAUUUGGAAUGGGUGGCUUGAUCGGAAAUUAUCUGUAUGGUUUCCUGCAAGACUAUUGGGGCCGACGACCAUCGUUCUUUGUGUAUCUAUUUCUGGAAAUAGUCGCUUGUGCGUUGAGCUCAAUGACAUGGAACUUCACAUCUUGGUUGAUAUUUCGAGUUGUUGUCGGAUUCACAGUUCCUGCCAUUUUGGCCAGCCCUUAUGUUCUAGCAAUCGAACUGGUUGGACCAAAGCAUCGUGUAUUCUGCACCAUCGUUCUCAACAUCGCCUAUUCCAUUGGAUUGGUUUUGUUGUCGGGAAUAGUGUAUUUCGUACGGGAUUGGCGUUACCUUUCGUUGGCUGUAUCACUCCCACUUCUGUUGCUAUUUUUCUUCUUCUUCACUCUGCCGGAGAGUCCGCGUUGGCUGGUGGCUACCGGAAAAUAUCGUCGUGCUGCUCGUAUCAUGAGUGAAAUGGCACGUUUGAAUGAAAAAGUGAUUCCAGACGAUUAUGAAGAGGUAUUGCGACGUCAUUUCGAUCCAAGCAUCGGUGCUGCGUCAACCGAGCAAACAAGCGAUGUCAAAUCAUCGAAUAUUGGUGUACUUGAUCUAUUUCGUACAUCAAAUAUGCGCGCAAAAACAUUAAUCAUUACAUUCAUUUGGUUUGCCAAUACGUGCGUUUAUGUUGGCCUAAGCUAUUAUGCACCAGCCUUGGGAGGCGAUGAAAUUUGGAAUUUCUUUUUAGCCGGAGCCGUUGAAUUGCCAACAUAUCUAUUUUUAUGGCCAGGUUUGAGUUGCAUCGGACGACGAUGGAUUUUAUGUGUGUCGAUGUUGGUCGGCGGUAUUGCAUGCUUGCUCACAUUUUUGGUGCAGGAAGAUCAAUUCAUUAUGUUGAGCCUGUAUUGCAUUGGCAAAAUGGGCAUUUCAUCGGCAUUUGUCGUACUGCCGUUGGCUGCGUCUGAACUGUAUCCGACCGUUGUACGUGGAUUGGGCAUGAGCAUUAGCUCGGUCAUCGGAAUGAUUGGACCUAUUGUUAUACCGGUCAUCAAUUAUAUGGGAAGCAAUAUGUUGGUACUACCCCUGAUUAUAAUGGGAUGCUUACUCACACUGGGCGGUAUCGCCAGUCUGUUUUUACCAGAAACGAUGAACAAACCGUUACCACAGACUAUCGAAGAUGGUGAAAAUGUCCCUCUAUCCAAUCCAUUUACAUGCUUAUGUCUACAACGCAAUCGACAUCUAACAACCGAAUUGAAAUCAAUCAACAAAUAGAAUAAACAUUCAUAUUUAUUAAUAAAUUUAAUAAAAAAUAAAUUAAUAUUGUUUCGUGUGUUGAAAAGUGUUGAAUAAACCAAAGUUAUUUUGGUCUAGAAUAAAA